This is a messenger RNA of Galleria mellonella (greater wax moth), 2526 nucleotides long. RefSeq lists its product as uncharacterized. Lineage: Eukaryota; Metazoa; Arthropoda; Insecta; Lepidoptera; Pyralidae. The coding region runs from base 276 to 1055 and encodes 259 amino acids. The transcript has 2 exons. The record is from RefSeq and is a predicted model, not a curated record.
AGAUUCAGAAAAACAUAUUAGCUGUCUAAUUUUUUAUAUGUAUAUAUUUGCUUUCUUAUUGUCGUAAACAAAAGUUUUUCUAUUUGUGUUUUUAAGAUUUCAUAAUACAUAUUGGAAAUUUUGAGUACAAAUCAUAGUUCUAAAAUCUCUUACACAUCUUAAUUGAAACAAUUUAUUUUAGUAUAAUAAUAAGCAAGGAAACAAAGAGAGUGAACUGAAGUGACGUAGAUAUUGUUAUCAAAUCCGAAUAUAAUUAAAGAGUAUUUAAAUGAAAAAUGUCGGAAUCAGACUCCUUUUCGUCUCUACAAGCUUUGGUAGACAGCCACCUUUCCAAAACGUCCAUGCAGGAUAAUGUCUCUGAAGAUGUUAACGGUUUAAUUAGGCGUUUACCUUUGCCAACUUUAACUGGCGAGGGUAGUCCCUCGUCUGGCACACAUGUACCCUAUUUGCCCGCCUCGUUUUCCGGUAGACUGCCAUUACCUACGUUCAAUUAUACUGAAAGUCCAAUUACUAAUGUGCUCGCACAACAAGUAUCCAACAUGUAUAAGGCGAAGGAGUUAAGACGGCAGCAAGAGGAAGCCGCAAAAUUGGCUGAGAAAAUGAAAAAAUUGGAAGUGGAGGACAAUAAUGACUGUCUAAUUGAUUUGAGAAUUGCAAUAAAUAGAGAUAUCGGUGCUACAUGUGGCCCGGGCCCUCCUAGUGCAGAGGGAGGCGCAAGUAUUAGUAGUUCUUUAGAAUCACUAUUGGAAGCACGGUUUAUGAAUGGCGAUUACGGUGAUUACACUCCAGAGCGUGCUAAGACCCCCGAGCCUAUACUGCCGUGUAUAACAGAUAUGUCGUUUAUACUAAAAUGCAAAGUAAGAAGUGGAAAAUGUUCCGCUUUUGGCAAAGUAUUAACAUCCCGGUUAAGGCGAGUAGCAGCACCAUAUCUGAGAGAAGAGAUAAAGACAGAUAUUGUAAGAUUUGAUUUCAAAACUAUGUCACCGUGUGAUAUUAUUAAGGAGAAACUCAGAAGACCGACUAUAUCGUUAGCCGCUAAACCCAUCCGUCCAUAACGACCAAUUAGGGGCAAGUGUCGUCCCCUUAGAAGAGAAGAUUGGCUUUCCAUUUCCGCACUGGAUAUGUGACUUGGUGUAUGAUUUUAUUAAUUUUAUCCUUAUGUCUAAUUUUCCUUCUAUUGUAGUAGUCUCUUAUAGUGUCCUUAGAGGUGUCACUAUUGCAGUGAUGAAGUAAAAUGAGUAGGACUGUGUGCCUCCAUUCUUAUUAAUUAUAUUUUCCAUACAAUAUUGAUUACUUGUACGAUCUUAUAAAUUGAGCGCAUUUUUACAAUAAAUAAAACACAUAUUUUGUAUUGAGAUUUAUAUAUAUUUUUUUUUAUUGGUAAUUACCAACAGAGUGUAAUACACUGUUGUUAUAAUUAUCAAUAUUUUUUUUUAUAAAUAGUGCUCAAUUUGGAAGGCUGAAUAUAAAUAAUUAAUGAGUUUUACUUAACCGUUUGAGUGCCGAUGAGCGCUAUCACGCUCAUGCGCAUUCCAACUAAAAGUGCCACGAGCGUCAUAGCGUUCGUGAAAUCAGUCGCUGUUUAGCUCGCUGUAAAAAAAAAAUAUUAAAAAUUGGAUAUUUUUUGGAGGAGAUACAGUUUUUUUAGAGACAAGGGUAAAUGACAUCGACACGACAAAGAUUUCUUUGGCAUUUUUAAGUAGAUAUAAUUAAAAAUCAAUGGCACUGAAACGGUUAAAGUUGUUGUUUCAUUUUACACUUAAAUGUGUUAAUUUGCAAAAGUUCAUAUCAAUGGUUAUUUGAUUCGAAUUAUUUUGUUUAUUUUAUCUACUAUUAGUGUAUGUGACUGGCAACACUCAAGAGUAGUAUAAAAAUAACGCAGUUUCGUGUUUUGUCACAAUUUAUCGAUAACGCGAUUUAUUACAGUCUCAACUAGUAUCAGUUAAUUUAGUUAUUAUUGUAUAGUUACUUAAAAGAAUUUUUAUCUGUUUAAAUAUGUUUCACACAUCAGACAUCUGUGUAAAUGCUAGUUGGAUAUGUAUUUAUUAUUUUAUUGGUGUAUCAUAAGAAAUAGUCACUAAAAACACCUGUUUUGUUUUUUCUAUAUUUUGUUUUUGCUACCUUAUAAUUAUUUGUAAAAUUAAAAAUAUGUAAUAUAAAGUUUUCAAAUUUCGCUUUGGUUUAAUUUAAAUAUCUAUCAUAGUUACAUAGAAAAAACAAUUUUGAUGAUAGGAGUUGCAACUCCUAUUUUCCAAAAAAAGAAUUAGGGGUUAAAAUGAAUUUAAACGUCAAAAAUUGUAAUAUAUAUAAAAAUUGUUAGGAUUCCAGUAACCUGGUGAUUAAAGUAUUAUUCUUAUACAAUUUGUUUCCAACAACUAGCAUUAUAUUAAAGGCACUAAUGUCAACAAGUUACAUAUUUCAUAGGGAAACCCGGUGAUACUUUUUCAUAUUAGGUUAAUGUAGUAAAUGUAGUUUUAGAAUUAUUGUAUUGUAGGUAAUUUAUAAAAUAAAACAUUUAUAUAAAUA